AUGUGGAUUUCUUCGAUAGCAACUGUUACGGCAUUGGCAGCUGUUGUCAAUGCCCAACUUGAGCAUGCUCUCUCCCCUCCACACUAUCCGUCACCAUGGAUGCGCGGAGGCAAUGGUUGGCAAGAUGCCUAUGCCAAAGCCCAGAUCUUCGUUUCUCAGCUUACCCUGCUCGAAAAGGUCAAUCUUACAACUGGUGUGGGAUGGGAAGGUCAACAGUGCGUAGGAAACACUGGAUCAAUUCCUCGCCUCAAUUUUACUGGACUUUGCCUCCAAGACAGCCCUCUUGGCAUCCGUGAUACGGAUUUCAAUUCUGCCUUUCCUUCGGGAAUGAACACAGCGGCGACAUGGACCACUCGACUCUUUAAAAGCCGAGGCAAUGCAAUGGGAUCAGAACACCGCGACAAGGGCAUCGACGCACAAUUGGGGCCUGUUGCUGGGCCGCUGGGGCGAUCUCCCGCGGGAGGGAGGAACUGGGAAGGCUUCAGCCCUGAUCCAGUCUUGACUGGAGUGGCCAUGGCAGAGACCAUCAAAGGAAUUCAAGAUGCGGGUGUGAUAGCCACGGCGAAACAUUACAUUAUGAAUGAGCAAGAGCAUAAUCGGGAAAACUCAGGCGACAUCCUGGCGUACUCAUCCAAUGUGGAUGACAAGACAAUGCAUGAGCUGUACUUAUGGCCAUUUGCGGAUUCGGUUCGCGCAGGUGUAGGUUCUGUGAUGUGCUCCUACAACAACAUCAACAACAGCUUCGGUUCACAGAACUCAUAUACUCUCAACUACCUGCUCAAGAAUGAAUUAGACUUUCAAGGGUUCGUUGUGAGUGAUUGGUGGGCACAACAUUCCGGCGUAUCUUCUGUUUUCGCGGGCUUAGAUAUGACCAUGGCAGGAGAUCAGGGUCUUGCAUCUGGAAAUGCUUAUUGGGGGUCGAAUCUUACAGCUGCAGUCCUAAAUGGCACAAUUCCUCAAUGGAGGCUUGAUGACAUGGUCGUCAGAAUUAUGUCCGCAUACUACAAAGUUGGCCGGGACACUGCAAGAGUGCCCAUCAAUUUCAAUUCGUGGUCUUUGAACACCACAGGAUACAUUCACCCACUGGCGAGUGAGGGGUUUCAAAUAAUCAAUGAACACGUCAAUGUUCAAGGCGACCAUGCAAACCUCAUUCGAGAAAUUGGUGGCGCGUCGACGGUUCUUCUAAAGAACACGAACAACGCUCUUCCACUCAAGAGACCAAGUAGCAUUGCGGUUAUUGGAGAAGAUGCUCAUGAUAACCCCGGAGGUAUUAACUCAUGCUCGGAUCGCGGCUGUGAUCAAGGAACUUUAGCAAUGGGAUGGGGUUCUGGGACGGCAAACUUCCCAUACUUGAUUGCACCGGUCACCGCACUUUCAGCAAGAGCUGCCAGAGAUCAGACGACAUUUACCAACGUUAGCGAUAACUACGACUUUGAUGCGGUAACAAAGGCUGUUACUGGCACUGAUGCAGCAAUAGUCUUCGGAAACGCUGACUCUGGAGAGGCUUACAUCACGGUAGACGGCAACGCAGGUGACAGGAACAAUUUGACACUGUGGGGAAAUGCUGAUGCACUUAUCGCCCACGUCGCAUCGAUCCACCCCAACACAAUUGUUGUCCUUCACACAGUUGGUGCAGUCAUCGUAGAAGAGUUUAAGAACCACCCCAAUAUCACUGCCCUUCUGUGGGCAGGUAUUCCAGGUCAAGAAUCCGGAAAUGCUAUCACCGACAUCCUCUAUGGUGAUCGUGUGCCUUCGGCCAAGAGCGUGUUUACUUGGGGAAAGCAGCGCGAGGAUUGGGGCACAGAUGUUGUCUACACACCCGAGUCAAAUACACCCCAACAGCCAUACAACGAAGGUGUAUUCAUCGACUAUCGCCACUUUGAUGCUGAAAAUAUCGAGCCUUCCUACGAAUUCGGCUUUGGUCUCUCCUAUACCAAUUUCUCUUACUCCGGCCUGAAAAUUGAGAAGCAGAACCCAGGUCCAUAUGAGCCUACAACUGGCCAAACAAGUUCUGCUCCUACUUUCGGAACAAUCAAUCUCAAUGCUACCGAUGCGUCAUUUCCACCAGGGUUCCACGCGGUCCCUCUAUACAUAUACCCUUACAUCAACUUCACGAUCCCCAGGAACCAAACCUUGGACUUACCUGCUGGCGUAUCAGAUAGCUCGCCCCAACCGAAACUACCUGCUGGAGGAUCAGGAGGUGGUAACCGUCAACUUUGGGAUGUUAUGUACAUUGUCUCAGCCACUGUCACAAAUACUGGCCUUGUGAAAGGGACGGAGAUCCCACAGCUUUACAUAUCUCUUGGUGGCCCCUCAGACCCCAAAAUCGUGCUCCGAGGUUUCGAUGAUCUGAUCCUCGAUCCAUAUGAAUCAGAAACCUUCACGUACCAGGUUACAAGGAGAGAUAUUUCGAACUGGGAUACAACAACUCAGAAUUGGGUUGUUAGUGACUCUCCGAAGACGGUGUACGUGGGCAGUAGUUCGAGGAAUCUGCCAUUGCAGGGUGGUUUGCAAUAG
This is a messenger RNA of Lachnellula hyalina, 2517 nucleotides long. RefSeq names its product Beta-glucosidase. The record is from RefSeq and is a predicted model, not a curated record. Bases 1 to 2517 code for a protein of 838 amino acids. The transcript has 7 exons. Gene Ontology annotation, biological process: glucan catabolic process. Gene Ontology annotation, molecular function: beta-glucosidase activity. NCBI's taxonomy places the organism in Eukaryota, Fungi, Ascomycota, Leotiomycetes, Helotiales, Lachnaceae.